CUUUUCGCGCGCCUCCCUUUGCCGUCGCGACGCCGCGCCAUUUUCUCGCGCACGUGGGCGACGCCGCCGGCCGAGCGAGGACGCCCGGCUCGAACGCCAUUAACGCGACCGUCGUGAAUGAACGCCGACCUCGACCGGGUGGCUUGCGUCCAUUGAUAGGGCGCGCGGCGGACGACGACCGCGGCGCUCACGGGGGCGGCGUAUGCACGCCCUCGCCGCUCCGCCUGUGGCUCAGUCGAGGAUGUGGCGUUCUCCGCGCGACGACACAGUCCGCGUGCGAAACCUGUGUUCAUUUAUCAGUAGAUGUUCGUGACCCCUCAGAGUGAUUAACGUGCCGUGUAUAUGUAGUUUCCUAAACGUAAUGUGCUGUGAUCGCGUCAAUUUGCUAGGACAUAAGUUAGUUUAAGUAGAGGCGCAUGCGCCGGUUCAAGGUAUUUUACAAGAGGGGUGGAUGUGAGUGCAGGUGCGGUGUUGCGCACGAGGUGGUGUGGAUUGUGCAGUGCGGGAAUGCGCUCGUGCGAUGCUCUCGGUGAUCGCGAUGCGCCGGCCGGAGGACGAGGAGCUGGGAGGUCGCGGCGACGGCGACGAGUUCGUGGACAUCUCGCAGAUGCAGCUGCUGGUGGAGGCGGGCCCGAGCGGGCUGCACUACGGAGGCCCGCCGCCGCCGCACGCGCAGCCGCAGCCCUACGCGCAGCCGCCCGCGCACCCCGCUACCACCACCGCGUCCGUCGACGACCUGUUCGCGCUCUACUUCACACCCACAACACAUGGUACUCUACCAGGCGAUGAACUAUCACUAGGAUGCUCGCCUCGCCGCCACAAGCAUGAGGCUUCGCUGUCUCCCGGCGCACGUGCCGAGGAUGCCAGUAACGCGUCAAGCGCUAGCGCCUCCCUGUACGGGCCGCCGGCCGGCAGCGCAGGCAAGCGCGCGCCCUCCCCGCCACUGCAGUGGCUGCUGCCACCCGGCCCCGGCCCUGGCAGCGUCGACAAGUACUUCCAGCAAGAGUACGAGGAGCGCGUCGAGCUACUGCCGCCCGAGUGCCAGCCGUACUGUGCGCCCCAGCAGCCCUGCCCGCAGCCGCAGCACUGCGAGUACCGCCCGCCGCCGCAGCCGCAACAGCAGCAUACGUGGGACACCCAAGAGUAUGCCAGUGCACCGCAGCCCACCCCCGGGCCCUCAGGCUUGCCCAAGCGCGAGCCGUACCCGAGCCCGGCUGGACCGAGCGACAGGCCUGUGCAGCUCGCUGAAUACAACCCGUCCACGAGCAAAGGUCACGAGAUUCUAUCUCAAGUGUACCAGCAAAGUGCGCAGCCUCUGCGACUCGUCGCCGUCAAGCCUCGCAAGUACCCCAACAGGCCUAGCAAAACCCCCGUCCACGAGCGGCCGUACGCGUGCCCUGUGGAAGGCUGCGACCGCAGAUUUUCUCGGUCUGAUGAGCUAACGAGGCACAUACGCAUUCAUACGGGCCAGAAACCUUUCCAGUGUCGAAUCUGCAUGCGCUCGUUUAGCCGAUCGGAUCACCUGACGACGCAUGUCCGCACACACACCGGCGAGAAGCCAUUCGCGUGUGACGUGUGCGGCCGCAAGUUCGCGCGUUCGGACGAGAAGAAGCGGCACGCGAAGGUGCACCUGAAGCAGCGACUGAAGCGCGAGCGCGGCGGCGGCGGCGCGCACCACCACGAGCCGCACCCGCACGCCACGCUCUAGCAUCCGACACCCGCCGGCGGCGCGGCUGCGGCGGGCUCCUCGACCGACACCUCUGACGAUACCAGUGGUGAAUCGUUCGUGGACAACUGAACUUUUUUAUACUUUCACGUUGAGAUUAUUGAAUAAUUUCAUCGCUUAGGUGUAAAUGAAUUGUCUUUAACAAAGCUUUAUUAACUCUACAUUUGUAAAUUCACUGAAAUUUAUAUAUAUCUUUUUAUACAUAUUUGUAAUAACUAUGGUAGGAUUCGAUUUGCUCGAUGUAUUUAUUUAAUUAGAUAGGGUAAUUGAAAACCUGACUGGGAACAAACGUAGAUACGAAGCGAUGUGGCCUAAAGUGUCCAGUGUACGUGUCGUUACGUUUCUGUGCAAAGAGAACUGUCUCGCCUCUUGUGGUGACAUGAAGUCACUGUCGUCCGCGGCGUUAUGUGAACACAUAUCUAUCUGUCUGAUGCUGGCAGUCCGGCGGGCAGCGCAUAGGUUCAACUGCGGCUCGCAAACAUGUAUUCUUGUUAAGUAUCGAUUAGUUGUACGUUGUUGUAAUUAUUUAUCAAGUGACCAUUUUGGAUUAUUAUGGUGUUACAUGUGAAUUACUUAAGUAUAACUUGACUGAUACCGUCUUCUUGACAUCGACAGCGAGAACUAAUUGAUAUCUAUCCAAUUAUGUGACAAAUUCCGGAGGUAACCUAUUCUGCCUAGGACUACCACUUAAGUAUUGUAGGUAUAUGUAAUUCUUAUAUUUGACAUAACUAACGUGAAACUGUGCCAUUAAUUUAACUUUAUAACGUGCCACUGCAAUUUUAAUUUACAUAAUUAUGUAAUUAAAUAAGUAUAACACGACUGCUGAAUAAGUGAUAACUAUGAUUAUUUCGUUAUACUAUAUUUCUAGUCGAAGAUAAAGUAUAUACGUGAGAAUGUCGACUCUUAUAUUUGUGUUAUAGAUAUCAGUAUCUGCCAUUACUAAUUUAAUAUAUUUACGUUUCGACAGCUGCUGUCAUGAUCUUCUCUUGCUCAAAUGUUUAAUUUAACUAAAUUUGCUCAAGUCUGCUUCAGUUACCUUUACGAGAGCGACAGCUCUACAUUUCCACUAACGUUCUCUCCGCUGACACCGUGUGUUGCUCUUUCUUUGUGCACUUGUUGUUCCGUAAUUUCACUAUGACAUUUCCCCAGUGGCAUAUAUUUUUAUAGUGUACGUAUUAUUACAUAGACUAAUCUAGUAAAAGUUUAGCAAGUAGAGUUUAAAUUAUGAUCUCUUAAUCAUUAAUAAUUAUUUUCAAGUGUAGCCAAGGCCCUUUAUUUAUAAUACUCAUAAGUUUCUGUAUAGAUGUAAAAGUACGUAUAAGAUUCACUUUUUUGUUCUAGUUACUGAGAUGACGAUGUUACACUGUUUACUACACAUAACAAAACGGUUGUAGGCCGACCGAUAGAUGUAAAAUGUCUGCAUUACUUAUUAACUUCUUUAAGAUUACUAGAAUCGUGUACUUGUAGGUCUAUUGCCAUUAUUCAUCAUUCAUUAUUAUUGAGCAAGUCAUUUCUAAGUUCAUAAGUAAUGCGGGAAAUUAUCUUCAACAUCCGAAAAUGUUUAGUCCCCUUUUUUCUCAUAACUGAGUACAAAAUUUAGCACAAAUAGUAGUAGGAAACUAAUGUCAUUUGAAUACUUCAAGUGAAAUGUUUUAGAGAACAGCCUUCGCAACUUAUGAUACUAUUAAUCCAUUUAAAUACUUUGUGGAAGUCUUUGAGACUACCUAAGGAUCAUUUCUCUAGAGUAGGAAUCAGCAAAUAGUGCAGUCGUAACAAACCGGAUCUAUAACUGACUGUUAUAACGUCACUGAACAGUGAUAAAACUACAGGGUUGGCCUUUCAGUAACGUCGGUCAUUAUGAAUUUAAGAUAUCUGACAAUAAUAUUACUAACUCUUGCACCUGCAGCCUGUUAACUUUACAUGGGAGCGGUAAGACUUCUGUCACCGCCUACCUGCACGUAUUCACUUCGAUCAAUGUGAAUUUUGUCUUCGCUUACCGUAGCACUGUAUAUGUCUAGAAAUGGCAACACGUCACUGAAUUAAAUCACCGUUCCCAGUUUUUCGGUCGCUUACAAAGCUUCUGUAGAGUGAUGCCGCGGCGGCAUGGUAGCGCGCCUUGCCGACUCGCAGCGCGCCACCCUGCUUCCGCGCGCGAUUAGAAUGUGGUGUACGAGUUUAUAAUGUUUUUACUGUUAUAGAAGAGACGAAGUCUCCGAUAGACAAGGCUAGAGUAGAUAGGUAUUAUGAAGCGUAUUCAUGUUAAACAAUUGAGUGAAAAUUGAAACGGAAAAGACUAAAUUCUUACACAUUUUACAUAAUGUUGCAUGACGUUAACGUUAUUGAUAUACGGUGUUUGUAUUAGGUUACGAGUUACGACUUGCCCACUGCACUGGGUGACGCCGCGAUCUCGCACUCUGAGUUACAUCCAGUUUGACAUUGCAUACAGCCCCGUGCUAAGAUGCCGCGCAUCACACACACUUUCAUGUAAAUCACUAACUCUUUAAAACUUUGAACAAAUACGAUAUCUUACUUAUAUGGUGUUCACCUGAUAGUGAAUGAGUACGAAUUCUAUGAGAUUUGUGUAUGAUUAUUGUUUAAGCUAUCAUUAUGUAUUUCACCUGUGUGAAAGAUGUUGUUGAUGUUCUAAAUAUAGUUAGUUUUAAUUAGGUAAGUAUUGUUAAAUCUCACUAAUUUUUACUAAAUUCUAUUUAAUUAAAAUAUUUGUAAAUACACUCUGACUAAAUUUGAAUUUAAUGUGUAUAUAAGAGAAAUGAAAUUUUUAUUUAAUGAAUCCACCUAAGGUGAGGAAAUACAAAUUGUUGAAAAUUUGAAUCUUGGA
Molecule: messenger RNA, 4565 nt
Organism: Trichoplusia ni (cabbage looper)
Lineage: Eukaryota; Metazoa; Arthropoda; Insecta; Lepidoptera; Noctuidae
Gene: sr
Product: E3 SUMO-protein ligase EGR2
Exons: 2
Coding region: 521-1708 (395 amino acids)
Biological process (GO): regulation of transcription by RNA polymerase II
Molecular function (GO): RNA polymerase II cis-regulatory region sequence-specific DNA binding; DNA-binding transcription factor activity, RNA polymerase II-specific
Source: RefSeq, a predicted model, not a curated record